GGAGAUAUAUGGAAAAUGGUGAGCCGAUCGGAUAUCAUAUUUUCAUUCUGACGGUGUGGCUGUUACCAGGCAUCCGGUGUUCCUCGAUGCCCAUCAUUCAGUCGAAUGGAGCUGGCUUCUUUGGCACUCGUGGUUCCACGAUGUCCACACUAGCUAGCCGCAGAGUACAGUUGUGGCAUGACGGAGCCACUUCACUAAUUUGACGGGGGUGGCCAGGCACGGACGACCACUGAUGCUGAUCGGAUGCUAGACUUAAGACUAUCUUGCGCUUUACAAAUCAUUGGCUACAAUGCUCUUGUAGUUGUUGUUUAUGAUGCGCAUAAUGGUCACUCUCGGGCUCGAAUUCACUGCAGGCGAAAGCAACAAAAGCUUAAUCUUCUUGGUGCACAGUACAUAGACAUCCAGAUACUUUAUACUGAGCCGUAAGGUAAGCGGUCAUGAGACGUAAGACUCGAGCUUGAAAGUUUGUUGGAGAGGUGUGAUACUCGCUUGAUGUCUCGGUAGGGCUUG
Molecule: messenger RNA, 510 nt
Organism: Suillus plorans
Lineage: Eukaryota; Fungi; Basidiomycota; Agaricomycetes; Boletales; Suillaceae
Exons: 3
Coding region: 9-203 (64 amino acids)
Source: RefSeq, a predicted model, not a curated record